AUGGACAGAAAACGUGGAAGUUUAGUUCCUGCAGUCCAUAAAGCAGUUGAGGACAGUCUUCGUGCCAACAGUGUUACUGUAGAAGAGAAUGAAACAGAAAGAGAGACGCAGAGAAAGAAAAGAAGAAAGAAGCAAAGAAGUACUAGUUCUGAUGGAGCCGCUCCGUUGAACUCAGCUCCUCGACAUGUUCAGAAAUUUGAUUGGAAGGAUAUGCUCCAUUUGGCAGAUAUUUCUGGGAGAAAGAGAGGAAAUUCUACUGCGAGUCAUUCCGGACAUGCAACGAGAGCUGGAUCUUUGAAAGGAAAAAACUGGAUAGAAUGUCGUUUAAAAAUGAGACAAUGUUCAUAUUUCGUCCCUUCUCAACGCUUUUCGGAACGAUGUGGAUGUGGAAAAGAAAAAUCGAAACAUCCAGAAGCAGUAAUUGAGAGAAGUCAAGGAAAAGGUCAUCCGGUUAACCAUUUGACACUGCCUGGAAUCCAAGAAGUUGAUACAACUGAUGUUGAUGGAGAUGAAAAUGAAGUGAAUCUUUCUCCCGGUCGGUGGUCUAUUCAAUCUCAUACAGAAGUUAUUCCAACUGAUUCUUAUGGAAAUAUUGUCUUUGAAGGAACCGCCCAUCAUGCUCAAUAUGCUCGUGUCAGUUUUGACUCUGAUCCUAGAGAUAUUGUCCAUUUAAUGAUGAAAGUUUGGAAAUUGAAACCACCGAAGUUGAUCAUAACAAUCAAUGGAGGACUGACUAAGUUCGAUCUGCAACCGAAAUUGGCAAGAACGUUCCGAAAAGGAAUCAUGAAAAUAGCAAAGUCCACAGAUGCAUGGAUCAUCACUUCUGGGUUGGAUGAAGGCGUCGUGAGGCAUUUGGAUUCUGCGUUGCAUGAUCAAGGAACACAUCACGCAGCGAAGAAACACGUGGCAAUUGGAAUCGCUUCGUGGGGAAUGUUGAAGCAGAGAAAUCGUUUCGUUGGAAAGGAUUCAACAGUGACUUAUGCGACGAAUGUAUUCAAUAAUACAAGACUGAAAGAACUCAAUGAUAAUCAUUCGUACUUCUUGUUUUCGGACAAUGGAACUGUUAAUCGAUAUGGUGCUGAAAUCAUUCUCCGUAAACGAUUAGAAGCAUAUCUGGCUCAGGGAGACAAGAAAAGAAGUGCAAUUCCAUUGAUUUGUGUCGUGUUGGAAGGAGGAGCAUUCACGAUUAAAAUGGUUCAUGAUUAUGUCAUGACAUUUUUGUCCGAUAAUAUCAGAAACCAAUUGGUGAAUAUUGUUCGACGAAUCUUUGGAUACGAUCCGAAAACUGCUCAAAAAUUGAUAAAACAGAUUGUGGAAUGUACAACAAACAAGACUUUGAUGACAGUAUUCCGUUUCGGUGAAUCAUCUCGAGAAGAUUUGGAUCAUGCAAUCAUGUCAUGUCUUCUGAAAGGUCAAAAUCUCUCUCCACCAGAACAACUUCAAUUGGCUCUCGCAUGGAAUAGAGCUGAUAUCGCAAGAACUGAAAUAUUCGCAAAUGGAACAGAAUGGACAACGCAAGAUUUGCAUAACGCAAUGAUUGAAGCACUUUCAAAUGAUCGUAUCGACUUCGUUCAUUUACUUCUCGAAAACGGAGUUUCAAUGCAGAAAUUCUUGACGUACGGACGGUUGGAGCAUCUUUACAAUACAGAGAAAGGACCACAGAACACGUUGAGAACAAACCUUUUAGUUGAUUCGAAACAUCAUAUCAAGCUGGUUGAAAUUGGAAGAUUGGUGGAGGAUUUGAUGGGAAAUCUGUACAAAUCAAACUAUACAAAAGAAGAAUUCAAGAAUCAAUACUUUUUAUUCAACAAUCGGAAACAGUUCGGAAAACGCGUUGCUAACGGUAAUGGAGGUCGAAACGACGUCGUCGGACCAUCUGGAGAUGCUGGAAGAGAACGAAUGUCAUCAAUGCAAAUCAGCUUGAUUAAUAAUGCAAGAAACUCUAUUAUCUCUCUUUUUGGAGGAGCUGGAAGAAAGAAGGAUUCAGAUGAUGAAGAUGAGUUUUCGAAUCUGGAAGAAGAGGCGAAUAUGGACUUCACAUUCCGUUAUCCGUACAGUGAUUUAAUGAUUUGGGCGGUGUUGACAAAAAGACAAAAAAUGGCAAAAUUGAUGUGGACUCAUGGAGAGGAGGGAAUGGCGAAAGCAUUAGUUGCUAGCCGUUUGUACAUGUCAUUAGCAAAAACAGCUUCGUUGGCGACUGGAGAAAUUGGAUUGAGUCAAGAUUUCACAGAGUUUAGCGAACAAUUCUCUGAGUUAGCCGUAGAAGUUUUGGAAUACUGCACUAAACACGGACGAGAUCAAACUCUUCGUUUACUGACAUGCGAAUUGACAAAUUGGGGAGAUGAAACAUGUCUCUCGCUGGCUGCAAAUAAUGGACACAGGAAGUUUUUAGCCCAUCCAUGUUGUCAAAUGCUUCUUUCUGAUCUUUGGCAAGGUGGUCUUCUCAUGAAAAAUAAUCAGAAUUCGAAAGUAUUGGCCUGUUUGACAGUCCCUCCACUCAUAUUUCUGCUGGGAUUCAAAACGAAAGAACAGUUGAUGCUUCAACCAAAAACUGCAGCAGAACAUGACGAAGAAAUGUCAGAUUCUGAAAUGAGUGCUGAAGAAACAGAGUCUUCAACUGAUACUUCAUCAGAUUCGGAUGAUUCUGAUAAUGAAGGAGAUAAAGGAAGAGCUCAGAGUCUCGGAGCAGAUCAGCCAUUGAGUAUUCAAAGACUUGUCCGUGAUAAAUUGAACUUCUCUGAAAAAAAGAAAAACGAAAUGGGAAUCAGUCGAAUCGUAGUGGCUCCUCCUAUUGUCACCGGAAGAAAUCGUUCCAGAACCAUGUCGAUAAAGAAAUCGAAGAAGAAUGUGAUUAAACCGCCGGCGUGUUUGAAGAUUGAAACAUCAGAUGACGAUGAACAUGAACAGAAAAAAGCUACGGAAAUGUAUAUCAACAGAACAGCAAAACGUGGAUCCGUAGCUAUUGCUUUGAAUCAUGAUGAUAUGUAUAUGGAUCCAAGUGAGGACAUGGAAACAGAAGCUCGAUUGAAAUCAUCGAGAGAAUACUCUACUUCUCGAAAUGAAACAGUCCAUGUCUAUACGCAACGUCCGUUGUCAUGGAAAAAGAAAAUAAUGGAGUUUUACAAAGCUCCAAUCACAACUUAUUGGUUAUGGUUCUUCGCUUUCGUUCUAUUUUUAAUUUUACUAACUUAUAAUUUACUGGUAAAAACUCAAAGAGUUGCAAGUUGGUCGGAGUGGUAUGUAUUUGCUUAUAUCUUCGUCUGGACACUGGAAAUGGGUCGGAAAGUAGUGUCAACUAUAAUGAUGGAUACAUCUAAACCAGUUCUAAAACAACUACGAGUUUUCUUUUUUCAAUAUCGAAAUGGACUGUUGGCAUUCGGAUUAUUGACUUAUUUGAUUGCAUAUUUUAUUCGAUUGAGUCCCACUACAAAAACACUUGGAAGAAUUCUAAUAAUCUGUAAUUCUGUUAUUUGGUCUCUCAAAUUAGUUGAUUAUUUAUCAGUUCUACAAGGCCUCGGACCCUACAUCAAUAUUGUUGCAGAAAUGAUUCCAUCAAUGAUUCCUCUAUGUGUUCUUGUGUUUAUCACUCUAUAUUCAUUCGGUUUACUCCGUCAAAGUAUAACAUAUCCGUACGAGGAUUGGCACUGGAUUCUUGUCCGAAACAUCUUCUUGCAACCAUAUUUCAUGCUUUACGGAGAAGUUUAUGCAGCUGAAAUCGACACUUGUGGAGAUGAGAUCUGGCAUACUCACGAGGAUGAAAAUAUUCCGAUUAGCAUGUUGAAUGUAACUCACGAGACAUGUGUUCCUGGAUAUUGGAUUGCUCCAGUCGGUCUCACUGUGUUCAUGUUGGCUACUAAUGUUCUUCUAAUGAAUGUAAUGGUUGCCGGAUGCACUUAUAUUUUCGAAAAGCACAUUGAAUCGACUCGUGAAAUUUUCCUAUUCGAAAGAUACGGACAAGUAAUGGAAUAUGAAUCAACUCCGUGGCUUCCUCCUCCGUUUACAAUAAUUUAUCACAUCAUUUGGGUCAUUAAACUUAUAAGAUACAGUAGUAGAAUGUUUGAAAGAAAGAAUCUAUUCGAUCAGAGUUUGAAACUAUUCCUCUCACCGGAUGAAAUGGAAAAAGUACAUACAUUCGAGGAAGAAAGUGUGGAGGAUAUGAAACGAGAAACAGAAAAGAAGAAUCUGAGUUCGAAUGACGAGAGAAUUCAUCGAACUGCAGAGAGAACUGACGUCAUUUUACAUAGAGUUGCUCAUUUGACACAAAUGGAAUUCUCGUUGAAAGAAGAGAUCAGAGAGUUGGAACACAAAAUGAAGACGAUGGAUACAAGACAUAAAGAUCAAAUGAACAUAAUGUUAGACAUGAGCAAGAAAUUGAACAAGUUUGUAAGUGGAAAAUAUAAACGUGGAUCAUUUGGAGGAAGUGGAAGUGAUGGAGGAGGUGGAAAUGUAUCAUCAGAUCACUCCCCGAUUGAAAAAAAGAACCGUUUGCCAAUGAUAACAAUCGACGGUCCAACUCCGAUCAAUUCAAGAAGAUCAUCAGGUCAAUAUUUGAAAAGAGAUUCACUUCAGAUGAAGAAAAAAUCAAUGGAACAAUCAAAGAUCCCCUCGAUUCAGUUAGAAGUUUCCGACGUCACAGAACAUGAAGACGACGAUAACGAAUCUGCGGUUGAAUACGUGGAAUACAGUAUUCCAGUACCUCAAAUGAGAGUUCGUCAUGUCACGGAUAGUGAUAAAUCAGAUCUUUCAGAAGAUGAUUUGUUGACGAGAGAAGUUGAACCACCCACUAGCAUGAAUUUGCCUCGUGGACCACGUCGUCAUGCUCUCUACUCCACAAUUGCAGAUGCAAUUGAAACGGAAGAUGAUUACUAUGCUGACAGCCCAGUUCCUAUGCCUAUGACUCCAAUUCAACCAGACGAUGGCUCAUAUUUCGGAGAGACGGAUUCGAGAUACCCGAGAGAUGAAAGUGAUUUCGAGUAG
Caenorhabditis remanei is the source of this 4977-nucleotide messenger RNA. RefSeq lists its product as uncharacterized. Gene Ontology annotation, molecular function: monoatomic cation channel activity. NCBI's taxonomy places the organism in Eukaryota, Metazoa, Nematoda, Chromadorea, Rhabditida, Rhabditidae. Bases 1 to 4977 code for a protein of 1658 amino acids. Gene Ontology annotation, biological process: monoatomic cation transmembrane transport. The transcript is spliced from 31 exons. The record is from RefSeq and is a predicted model, not a curated record.